Messenger RNA from Acanthosepion pharaonis, 792 nucleotides. Lineage: Eukaryota; Metazoa; Mollusca; Cephalopoda; Sepiida; Sepiidae. The record is from the annotation of a GenBank genome assembly.
AUGCCCCAUCUCCAUUGUUACAUGUCUCCUCUUAUUUCUUUUCUAUUAACAAGAGAUCGUACCCUAGACUACACACUCAAACAAGGCCAUUCCAUAUUCUUCGGUACUGUACUUCCAAACUCUACGUUCUUACUUGCGUUCGUUUAUUCUUUUAUUCUCUUCGUUCGUUUAUUCUUUAAUUCUAUUUGUUUAUUUUUUUAUUCUCUUCGUUCGUUUAUUUUUUCAUUCUCUUCGUUCAUUUAUUCAUAUAUUCUCUUUGUUCGUUUAUUCUCUUAUUCUCUUCGUUCGUUUAUUCAUAUAUUCUCUUCGUUUAUUCUUUUAUUCUCUUCGUUCGUUUAUUUUUUGAUUCUCUUCGUUCAUUUAUUCAUAUAUUCUCUUCGUUCGUUUAUUCUCUUAUUCUCUUCGUUCGUUUAUUCAUUUAUUCUCUUCGUUUGUUUAUUCUUUUAUUCUCUUCGUUUGUUUAUUCAUUUAUUCUCUUCCUUCGUUUAUUCUUUUAUUCUCUUCCUUCGUUUAUUCUUUUAUUCUCUUCGUUUGUUUAUUCUUUUAUUCUCUUCGUUUGUUUAUUUUUUUAUUCUCUUCGUUCGUUUAUUCAUUUAUUCUCUUCGUUUGUUUAUUCUUUUAUUCUCUUCGUUCGUUUAUUCUUUUAUUCUCUUCGUUUGUUUAUUCUUUUAUUCUCUUCGUUUGUUUAUUCUUUUAUUCUCUUCCUUCGUUUAUUCUUUUAUUCUCUUCGUUCGUUUCUCUGAGUGUCUCCUUUAUUUUCUUGUUGCCGUCCUUAAUAUCGGGAAUUCUUAA